Anastrepha obliqua is the source of this 3680-nucleotide messenger RNA. RefSeq names its product patj homolog. NCBI's taxonomy places the organism in Eukaryota, Metazoa, Arthropoda, Insecta, Diptera, Tephritidae. The transcript has 2 exons. Gene Ontology annotation, molecular function: protein binding. The record is from RefSeq and is a predicted model, not a curated record. Bases 465 to 3095 code for a protein of 876 amino acids.
AACAACAGCCAAUCGUUGCUUUUGGUGCGUCCAUUUCACCAUACCUAACAACUCCAUCGACCGGGCCAGUUGCGUCCUACUUCACCACUUGCUCCGCUUCACAUAUUUCUUCUUCAACAUCCCGUUGCAAAUGUACUAUCGUAUUUAAGGCACUGCCACCUCUGCCGUACACAACAUCGGUCCCAGAACGUGUAUCGUCGCCACCACCAGUGCCACCUCUUCGUUCUACAUCACUGUCGCAUUGCUGCUCUUCGCUUUCGCAGUCAUAUCCGCGUACGUUUUCGUUAACGUUAUCGGUGUCGCCAGCAGCAAGUCAUGUUAGCAGCAGUAGUAGUUGCCCACGGCUCGCAACGAUUACGACAGGAACGGCAACGGCACGCACGCACUCGGAGACGAAAAGCAGAAAUUGCAGUUUCUGUAGCGACGACGACGACGACGAAGAUAACAUUCCUAACAGUGGCAUAAUGGUAUUAAGCACCGAAUGGUCUCAGGUGGAAGUAAUCGAUUUGGUUAACGAUGGCAAUGGUUUGGGCUUUAUUUUGGUCGGUGGACGCAGCACCGGCGUUGUGAUCAAAGCUCUAACGCCGGGCGGUGUUGCAGAACGUGAUGGCCGUUUGCAGUGUGGCGAUCAUUUGUUGCAAAUUGGCGAUGUAAACUUGCGUGGCUUCAGUUCCGAGCAAGUAGCAACGGUUCUUCGUCAGACUGGAGCUCAGGUUCGAUUGAUUGUUGCGAGGCCUGUGGAGCCGACAGCCAUCGAUUUACAAACGUUGGCAAGUCAUGCGCCAAUUAUUCCAACUAAGCUCCUCUCCGACCCAGAAGAACUGUCACGGCAUCUCUUUCAAAAUCCCAGCUUUGCUACUAGUGCUACAAGCGUUGGCGAUGGCGGCGGCGUCGGCGUGGGCGUCAGCGGCUGCUUCCUGCCAACGCCGGAUACUGAACUAGCCGAUUUGCCACUGCCACCUAUACCAACUGAUUUGCCGUUGUCUGCGUCUGCAGCGGCGCGCAUGUGUCCCAAAGAUUUGGAUAUCGUACCAUUUUCGAUUGUGUCACCGUCACCGCCACCACUGUUGCCCCCACCGCCUCUGCCGUCGACGUCGAUUACGACGACAGCGUCGACCGUUGGCACAACGGGCUUACUGUGUCAGCAGUUCGACCUCACCAACACCACCGGCACCAUCAUAAAAAACUCAAACACCCUUCAAUUGGAACAUAUUGAGACUGUGAUAGCUGGCGAAGAUGCUGGCACCUCAACGAUCGCACCGGACCCAGCAACCAUUGACGCCGACCGCUGCUCAUCGGCCUCAUCAAACUACAUCGAUUCACCCGAAACAGAAACUUAUGUUGUAGAGUUACAUAAAAAUGUCUAUGGAUUGGGUAUAACUGUGGCCGGUUAUGUCUGUGAAGAGGAAGAUCUUUCAGGCAUAUUUGUAAAAAGCAUAAUCGAGGGUAGUGCCGCCGAAGUGAGUGGGCGCAUACAGAUCAACGAUCGCAUUGUUGCGGUAGAUGGACGUUCUUUAGCAGGUGUUACUAACCACCAAGCAGUUGAGAUAUUGCGCAAUACCGACAUCGAAGUUCAUCUGACCUUGGAACGCUUUUUACGCGGACGCAAGUUUGAACAUUUACAGAAUGCACUCACGGAAUUGAAAGGAGAUAUCCAAUCACAAACUUCACUGCCCGCAUCACCCUCGAUCGCUACACUUUCCUGGCUGCCACCGCGGUCGGAUGCCGAUUCUGUGGCCACUGAGGGUGGUAUUGUUAUGUUGGAAUUCGCAGAUUUUCCAUCACGGGAGACGGUCGACUCUAACAUGUCACACAUGCUAGAUCGCAGCGACUACAGCGGCAUUAGUAAUUCGAAACGACAAAAGACUCCAACAACGCCAGACGCCAAGCACAUGGCCAAUGGAAAAGCGACGCAUAUCAACGGAAGCGAUAAUGGUGACAGUGAUGAACACGACUCAGCAACGCUGGAGGAUCAGUCGGAGGAGAAAGAACUGCAAACACCUAAAAUGACGCACCAAAUCAUGAAACAAUUAAAUGGCAGCCGAAAGAAAUCUGACAUUACAGUUUUGGCGACAGUAUCGAUUGCGCCCACACAGCUAACGAUAUCUACAACGGCGGUGGCGGUGACAACAACAAUGGCAGUACCUGUGGUAACAUCGGCAUCAAGGGCAACGGUAACGGCAACGGUGACAACGAAAACUCCCAAAGCCGCCACAUCAACUCAGGCCCCGUCCAAUGUGGAGACGCUGAAGCUGACCUGGAAAAGUGAGUUUCCUGAAAGUGAAAUUAUUGUAGCCGAAAUAAAUAAACUUUCAGGUCUAGGAAUCAGCCUUGAGGGCACCGUGGAUGUUGAACGAGGCAUAGAAAAGCGUCCACAUCACUACAUACGCUCCAUACUGGAAGAUGGGCCUGUGGGGCGACAAGGGAUACUCAAGCCGGGUGACGAACUGCUGCAAGUGAACGAAUACAAAUUGCAAGGACUCAAGCAUACGGAAGUCGUUAAGAUACUUAAAGAGCUGCCAACGCAUGUAAAACUAGUUUGUGCGCGUGGUCCCACCGCACCGUCCGUGAUAAACACCUCACAAAAUCCAGAGGCAUUCGAAACACGCUCACUGCUACCCGGUGGUCAUCAGAGUCUACAAAAUCUACUGACGAAGGCGCAAUCAGAAAGUUCCCUCUACACAUCGAGCACUGCCACGCUGACCGAUCAGCAACGUUCCAAAUCGUUGGAAAAUGUUUCUGGGCUAGCACUUUGGAGCAGCGAAGUCACUACCAUCGAAAUUGAGAAAGCCGAACUAGGCUUCGGUUUCUCCGUACUUGAUUAUCAAGAUCCGCUGGACGCCGAAGGCACUGUUAUUGUAAUACGCGGUCUUAUACGUGGUGGCGCAGCAGAAGAGACCAAUGAGAUCUUCCCCGGCGAUCGGUUGGUCAGCGUCGGUGAACACACCUUACAUGGUCUCAACUUGGACCAGGCAGUGGCGAUACUCAAAAGCAUGCCAGUGGGGAAAACAAAAUUGGGCAUUUGCAGACCUCUUUCAACGUCGGACAGCAAUAUAGCAUCGCCAGCUGAGGAGGGCGACUCACCGAGCACAUAGUUUUUAAGGAACUUUUACUAUUUCGUCGCAUUUUCGCGAAUUUAAGUCACAACGCUGCCAAAGCGCGGAUGAGUUCACCUCACUUCACCACCAUUAUACCAAUGCAAGCAUCCCCCUUUUGAAGUGGCAAAGUAGCCGAAUGCGAUGCAAAAUGGCGACUAGUAGCUGAAGGUUGAAGCGGAGCGCAGCGUAAUGCAGAGGGAUAUGAUUGGACAGAGCAACUAUGAGGCUGCUGACAAAGUGAAGUGCUGUAAAUAUUUUGUUAGCGCAAUAAAUUACUUAACAAAAUUAGUAUGUACUUAUAAGAUUUAGUGCUAGGUAAUUAGCUCUUAGCGAAUUUGAAAUAAUAAUCAUUCUAGCAACAAGUAAAUACGCAAAGGGUGGCCGUAAAAGUGCAUAUAACAAAACGGCAAAGUGGUACUAAUAAUUUCGUUGCAGAUCAAGAAAUGCUUUGCAUGCUAAUACGAGUAUAAGCGAAUACCCAGAUUUCAUCGUCACUGAAUUCAAAAUUAUUAUUUAGCUUUUGAGCUUUCCCGUUUCACCUAUUACCUAUUUACUAUGUGACACCUAUUUAUUAAGUGAUUU